Pteronotus mesoamericanus is the source of this 4974-nucleotide messenger RNA. It is a transcript of the gene ERBB4, whose product is annotated as erb-b2 receptor tyrosine kinase 4. The record is from RefSeq and is a predicted model, not a curated record. The coding region runs from base 646 to 4617 and encodes 1323 amino acids. NCBI's taxonomy places the organism in Eukaryota, Metazoa, Chordata, Mammalia, Chiroptera, Mormoopidae. Gene Ontology annotation, biological process: neurogenesis; positive regulation of cell population proliferation; protein phosphorylation. Gene Ontology annotation, molecular function: ATP binding; transmembrane receptor protein tyrosine kinase activity; epidermal growth factor receptor binding. The transcript is spliced from 29 exons. Gene Ontology annotation, cellular component: signaling receptor complex; basal plasma membrane; plasma membrane.
UGGGGCUGCAGCUGGAGACUGCGGAGCGUUGGAAAUGACGCUUGGAGCUUUAAUUACCGCAGCCGCCGGACAAGUGUGAGGAAAGCUGACAGGAAAAAGGACUGGAUAAGGGGAGAAGAAGCAAGACGCUUCCCCCCUCCCCACUUUCUUCCCAAUUUGGACUGGAGGUGCUAGGAAACUAAAAAGGGAGCCGAACACAGCCCGAUCGGGGCGAGAGGCCGGAAAUCUACCGCCCCUUUGCAAUCAACUUUUUUUGGAAACCUUUUUACCCCCUUCUUUUUUAUUGUUGCCCGACCAGUGAGACAGAGAAAGUGAGCAGGGAAGGAGAGAGAGAAGGAUCACACAGGGAAAUAGCUGCACAGUCCGGCCAGGAGCUCCACGCUCACACACUCGGGCACCGUUUCACACGCGCACACACGCGCGCGCACACACGCGCACACUACCCCGUUCUCCGGUCCCUGGACCUGGACCCACGAUCGCGGACUCGGUCGCCCGCGCUCGGAGUCGGUGAACCGCGCGCGCGACGCGCCAGUCCCCCUUGCGCCCCCCACGCGCGCCUGGCUGACGGAUCUCUUCUGCGUGCCCGAAAGGGGAUAUGCCAUUUGGACAUGUAACUGUCAGCACGGGAUCUGAGACUUCCAAAAAAUGAAGCUGGCGACAGGACUGUGCGUCUGGGUGAGCCUUCUGGUGGCGGCGGGGACUGUCCAGCCCAGCGCUUCUCAGUCAGUGUGUGCGGGAACAGAGAAUAAGCUGAGCUCUCUCUCUGACCUGGAGCAGCAGUAUCGAGCCUUGCGCAAAUACUAUGAGAACUGUGAGGUGGUCAUGGGCAACUUGGAGAUAACCAGCAUUGAGCACAACCGCGACCUCUCCUUUCUGCGGUCUAUUCGAGAAGUCACAGGCUACGUGUUAGUGGCUCUUAAUCAGUUCCGUUAUCUGCCUCUGGAGAAUUUACGCAUUAUUCGUGGGACAAAACUUUAUGAAGAUCGAUAUGCCUUGGCAAUAUUUUUAAACUACAGAAAAGAUGGCAACUUUGGACUUCAGGAACUUGGACUGAAGAACUUGACAGAAAUCCUAAAUGGUGGAGUCUAUGUAGACCAGAACAAAUUUCUUUGUUACGCAGACACAAUUCAUUGGCAAGAUAUUGUUCGGAAUCCGUGGCCUUCCAACUUGACUCUGGUGUCAACAAAUGGUAGCUCAGGAUGUGGACGUUGCCAUAAGUCCUGCACUGGCCGGUGCUGGGGACCCACAGAAAAUCAUUGCCAGACCUUGACAAGGACGGUGUGUGCCGAACAAUGUGAUGGCAGGUGCUACGGACCCUAUGUCAGUGACUGUUGUCAUCGGGAGUGUGCGGGAGGCUGCUCAGGACCUAAAGACACGGACUGCUUUGCCUGCAUGAAUUUCAAUGACAGUGGAGCUUGUGUCACUCAGUGUCCCCAAACUUUUGUCUACAAUCCAACCACCUUCCAGCUGGAGCAUAACUUCAAUGCAAAGUACACUUAUGGAGCGUUUUGUGUCAAGAAAUGCCCUCAUAACUUUGUGGUCGAUUCCAGUUCUUGUGUGCGGGCCUGCCCUAGUUCCAAGAUGGAAGUAGAAGAGAAUGGGAUUAAAAUGUGUAAACCUUGUACUGAUAUUUGUCCAAAAGCUUGUGACGGCAUUGGCACGGGGUCACUGAUGUCAGCUCAGACUGUGGAUUCCAGCAACAUUGACAAGUUCAUAAACUGCACCAAAAUCAAUGGGAAUUUGAUCUUUCUUGUCACUGGUAUUCAUGGGGACCCUUACAAUGCAAUUGAAGCCAUAGACCCAGAGAAACUGAAUGUCUUUCGGACAGUUCGAGAGAUAACAGGUUUCUUGAACAUACAAUCAUGGCCCCCAAACAUGACUGACUUCAGCGUUUUCUCUAACCUGGUGACCAUCGGUGGAAGAGUACUCUAUAGUGGCCUCUCCUUGCUUAUCCUCAAGCAACAAGGCAUCACUUCACUGCAGUUCCAGUCUCUGAAAGAAAUCAGUGCAGGAAACAUCUAUAUUACUGACAACAGCAACUUGUGUUACUAUCAUACCAUCAACUGGACAACGCUCUUCAGCACUAUCAACCAAAGAAUAGUGAUUCGGGACAAUAGGAAAGCUGAAAACUGUACUGCUGAAGGAAUGGUGUGCAACCAUCUGUGUUCAAGCGAUGGCUGUUGGGGACCUGGGCCAGACCAGUGCCUGUCCUGCCGUCGCUUCAGCAGGGGCAGGACCUGCAUAGAAUCCUGUAACCUCUAUGAUGGCGAAUUUCGGGAGUUUGCGAACGGCUCCAUCUGUGUGGAGUGUGACCCCCAGUGUGAGAAGAUGGAAGACGGCAUCCUCACGUGCCAUGGGCCGGGACCUGACAACUGUACAAAGUGCUCGCAUUUUAAGGAUGGCCCGAACUGCGUGGAAAAAUGCCCAGAUGGCUUACAGGGGGCAAACAGUUUCAUAUUCAAGUACGCCGACCAGGAUCGGGAGUGCCACCCAUGCCACCCGAACUGCACACAAGGGUGCAUAGGCUCAAGUAUUGAAGACUGCAUCGGCCUGAUGGAUAGGUGUAGCGGUCCCACUAGUCAUGACUGCAUUUACUACCCUUGGACGGGCCAUUCCACUUUACCACAACAUGCUAGAACUCCUCUAAUUGCAGCAGGAGUCAUUGGAGGGCUCUUCAUCCUGGUCAUUGUGGGUCUAACAUUUGCAGUUUAUGUGAGAAGAAAGAGCAUCAAAAAGAAAAGAGCCUUGAGAAGAUUCCUGGAGACAGAGUUGGUAGAACCCUUAACUCCCAGUGGCACAGCACCCAAUCAAGCUCAACUUCGUAUUUUGAAAGAAACUGAGCUCAAAAGAGUAAAAGUACUUGGCUCAGGUGCUUUUGGAACCGUGUAUAAAGGUAUUUGGGUGCCUGAAGGAGAAACAGUGAAGAUUCCUGUGGCUAUAAAGAUUCUUAAUGAAACGACUGGUCCUAAAGCCAACGUGGAGUUCAUGGAUGAAGCUCUAAUCAUGGCAAGUAUGGACCAUCCACACUUAGUCCGGUUAUUGGGUGUGUGUCUGAGCCCAACCAUUCAGCUGGUUACACAGCUUAUGCCCCAUGGCUGCCUGUUGGACUACGUUCAUGAACAUAAGGAUAACAUUGGAUCACAGCUGCUGCUUAACUGGUGCGUCCAGAUAGCUAAGGGAAUGAUGUAUCUGGAAGAAAGACGGCUUGUUCAUCGCGAUUUGGCAGCACGUAAUGUCUUAGUGAAAUCUCCAAACCAUGUGAAAAUUACUGAUUUUGGACUAGCUAGACUCUUGGAAGGCGAUGAAAAAGAGUAUAAUGCUGAUGGAGGAAAGAUGCCAAUUAAAUGGAUGGCUCUGGAGUGUAUACACUAUAGGAAAUUCACCCAUCAGAGUGAUGUUUGGAGCUAUGGAGUUACUAUAUGGGAACUGAUGACCUUUGGAGGGAAACCCUACGAUGGAAUUCCAACUCGAGAAAUCCCUGAUUUAUUAGAGAAAGGAGAACGUUUGCCUCAGCCUCCUAUCUGCACUAUCGACGUUUACAUGGUCAUGGUCAAAUGUUGGAUGAUUGAUGCUGACAGUAGACCUAAGUUUAAGGAACUGGCUGCUGAAUUUUCCAGGAUGGCUCGAGACCCUCAACGAUAUUUAGUUAUUCAGGGUGAUGAUCGUAUGAAGCUUCCCAGUCCCAACGACAGCAAGUUCUUUCAGAAUCUCUUGGAUGAAGAAGAUUUAGAAGAUAUGAUGGAUGCGGAGGAAUACCUGGUCCCUCAGGCUUUCAACAUCCCACCCCCAAUCUACACUUCCAGAGCAAGAAUUGACUCGAAUAGGAGUGAAAUUGGACACAGCCCUCCUCCCGCCUACACCCCCAUGUCAGGAAACCAGUUUGUGUACCGAGAUGGGGGUUUUGCUGCGGAACAGGGAGUGCCUGCCCCCUACAGAGCCACGACCAGCACCAUCCCAGAAGCCCCAGUUGCUCAGGGGGCCACUGCUGAGAUGUUCGAUGACACCUGUUGCAAUGGCACCCUACGCAAGCCAGUGCCACCUCAUGUCCAAGAAGAUAGCAGCACCCAGAGGUACAGUGCUGACCCCACAGUGUUUGCCUCAGAGCGGAGCCCACGAGGAGAACUGGAUGAAGAAGGUUACAUGACCCCUAUGCGAGACAAGCCCAAACAAGAAUAUCUGAACCCUGUAGAGGAGAACCCUUUUGUUUCUCGGAGAAAAAACGGAGACCUUCAAGCUUUGGAUAAUCCUGAAUAUCACAACGCUUCCACCGGUCCACCCAAGGCAGAGGAUGAGUAUGUGAAUGAGCCACUGUACCUCAACACGUUUGCCAACGCCUUGGGGAACACUGAGUACCUGAAGAACAACGUACUGUCUGUGCCAGAGAAGGCCAAGAAAGCAUUCGACAACCCCGACUACUGGAACCACAGCCUGCCGCCUCGGAGCACUCUUCAGCACCCAGACUACCUGCAGGAGUACAGCACAAAAUAUUUUUAUAAACAAAAUGGACGGAUCCGGCCUAUCGUGGCAGAGAAUCCCGAAUACCUCUCUGAGUUCUCGCUGAAGCCAGGCACUGUGCUGCCUCCUCCGCCCUACAGACACCGAAAUACUGUGGUGUAAACUCAACAGUGGUUUUAAGGUGGAAAGACAUGCCCGUUCCAAUUUCCCCGCCACCUCUCUUUCGCUCUCGGUCUUCCUUCUACUCCCAAGGCCAGUAGUUUUGAACCUUCCCAGGGGAAGAUAUAGAGAUACAAUGGUAGUUAUGUGCUUAUGUAACUUGAACACUAGAAGGAACGACUGAAAGAGAAAGACAGGAAAAACCACACUGUUUCUUCAUUUCUCUAUAUGUGUUGGUCAGGAAAUAGGAACAGCUAGAGAAGGACCAGCAACUAGAAGGCAGUACUGCCUGCUGUCAAACUAGUUCUUAACUUUGUUUCUCUUUCUUUUUUUAAUUUCUAUUUUUUUUAAAUGCAAAAU